Messenger RNA from Stegodyphus dumicola, 594 nucleotides. RefSeq lists its product as uncharacterized. NCBI's taxonomy places the organism in Eukaryota, Metazoa, Arthropoda, Arachnida, Araneae, Eresidae. The record is from RefSeq and is a predicted model, not a curated record.
AUGCACUUUAAACAAUAUGAUCUCACGUCAAUUAUUGAUGGAACUAAAAUUUGUCCGAUCGCUGUAAAGGGCGAUGAUAGUGCGGAAGAGCACGUGAAGAAGGUGGCUGAAUGGCGGCGUGAUAACGUUAAGGCAGCCGCGCUUAUUGCAAGUACGUUGAGCGCUUCUGUAGCCGAUUUAUUGGUGACGUACUCGAAUGCAAAGGACAUUUGGGACAAAUUAAUUAGUGUUUUUGAGCAAAGCAGUAUUCAGAGACUUAACUUAUUGAUGACACAAUUUUUUCAAGUCGGUAGAGAUACUAAUGACAAUGUUGCUACACAUGCAGCUAAAGCUGAAAGAAUCUACACAGAUAUGAACGGUGAAUUAAAUCGUAUAAGAUCAAGUAAUAUUCCAGAAGAAUUAUUGCAUGGCAAAAUAUUGCUUACUGUGGGUCCAAAAGUCCAGGAAUUCAGCAAUGUUUGGGAGUCUCUAGACUGUGAUAAACGAACAACCAGGAAUCUUGUUGAAAAAUUUUGUACAAUUGAACAACGUGUUAAAUCUAAUGCUGCUUCGGAUUAUGGUGCAUUUGCAGCUCGUGUGCCUGGUUUUAACUAA